Anopheles gambiae (African malaria mosquito) is the source of this 5550-nucleotide messenger RNA. RefSeq lists its product as uncharacterized. NCBI's taxonomy places the organism in Eukaryota, Metazoa, Arthropoda, Insecta, Diptera, Culicidae. The record is from RefSeq and is a predicted model, not a curated record. Bases 2052 to 5249 code for a protein of 1065 amino acids. The transcript has a single exon.
GUAAAUAACUUUGAUUUAGUAGUUCGCGAAUAACUAAAUAAAAAGCACUAGCGUCACUUAAGUCAUGCAAACUAUUCUUAAGCGAUCGGACAUAAUAGAUUCCAAACGAAUAUGAUUAUUAUUUCUAAAUACUAGAUAAAACACUUUCGAAGCAUGGCUCAAUGCCAGAUGGUAACAUAACAUACACUGAGAUAAUAGAUUUCAAGCUGUUAUGCACUUCAAAUUCCGUAUUUUAACUAUCUCAAUCCACUUGUGGUAAAUUUAGAAGCCAGAUUGUUUGUGCAUGGGAAGAACGUCAUUGUUGAUGUUAAACAGAAAUAUGAGCAUCUGUUAUAGUAUACUAUAAUGAUUGCGACUUACACCUCUUAUCAAACCUACACGCCACACUGUGUUACCUCUGCUUAGAUGUAUUGUGAAAACGUGUCCCGGCAUUGCUGGUCAACUUUAUAAUUCCCGUUCUAUUCUCCAACGUUGGAGAGAAACGCACAUCCAAUGAACGUAUGAGUGUCAGUGAAACGGUGUAAACCCUUAUCAGUAAUUUUGAUAACAGCCUGAAAUGGGUAAACUUGUAUAUUCUAAGCGAAGUUUUCAACAGUGAAAAAGGCAGACCCAGGCCUAUUUGUUGAUGAAAAAAGUUAAGCUCCGAACCGCAAAGUCCCUGUGAAUGUGUAUAUUUUUCUUGGCCAUAUAGUUCCUUUUAAAAGUAGUGCUGUUUUGAUUUAAUAAAAUACGUGCUAACAAAAUUUCUAUAAAACAACGUGCCUCCACAAACUGAGUUUGAGCAAAUCAAGCGCGAGGGAAGCAGCUAAAAAAACACAUACGUCAUCCCAUCUUGCGUUCCAUUGCACAGAAGAGCCAAUCUUUUCGCGGUGGUGCGAUGGCAAUAUGCAUCAAAAAAGGAAAUUUGAAACGAGAAAAAACACCCCUUUAGCAUUCUAUCGCUCCAUUUCUCAUUCACUCGAAAACGGCCUAUCCAAAUCAGAUGGCUGCAGAGUGCACACGGGACAUAAACACUCGACGUUUGCGUUUGCCAAGAUUCGGCAGCAUUCUCUUAGUUUUAGCCGGCGUCAGGCACGAUACUGUUUAAAAGUGAAAUUAUACAUUUCAACACCGUUCGUUGUUUGCUGAAGUGAAAUGAGAAAGCUGUGGUAGUGCCAUAAUCAGUCUAUGUGUGUUUUUCUAUCGUUGCUUAAAGCACGUGAGCGCAAUAGACGAAUUUACGUAGCAAGCGUACAGUAAAUAUCUGUUUAAACAAAUAAUCAUGAUCAUACACUUAACACAGUUUUGAAUUUUUCGAUCAGCUGUUCAAACGCUAGAACACAGUGGCACGGUCCAGAUAUCAGUACAGAGACGCAAGGAAAAUAUAAAGUGAGUCGCAUAGUGAUCCUCUGUUAGAACUGACUGCGCGUGGUGUUUUAUGAAAACGAGCCGAGACACAUUCCAUUGCCGUGUUAGAUUGGUUGAGUGCCAAAUUACCUCUUUUGCAUUCAAUUCACGUCCCUACGUAAGCGCUAGAACCAAAUAGGAGUGCCGGAAAACUGCGUUGGGAUUUUAUGUCUGAAACUGUUGUGCGUAGUGAUUGCCAUAAGCAUAUGUACGAUUCUAUACCGUGAACGAAAAGAAUAUUGCGAUGGCUCGCUAUUUUGGGAGUGUAUGCAAAGGCACGUUUGGUUUGAUGCCAUUGGUAUAUCAACAAUAUCAACGAUGCUAAUCGAAUAGUGGUGUUAGUGAAAACAAUGUGCAAUUUUCAAAAUCGUAGCUUGUAGCAUCUGUUACUAAUCCGACAGCCUAACUAACUCUAUGGCCAACACCAUUUACGUCUGUUCGGUACGUUUCGCGGCGUUCUUGCAUUCACGGUAGUGACAUUGAUAAUGAGUGUCGGCAAAACACACUGCCAAACCUAUGUGGUGGUAGAUUUGUGAACGAUCGUGUGUUGGUUAAGUCGCGGAUACGAUAGGGUAUAGAUACGAUAGCACUUACGCGCAUGGCUGUAUGCGAGUGCAGAAUGCGAUCGUGUGAGUAAGAAGAAGUGUCAUUUUGAAUCGGAAAACAUGAGGUGUAGUUCGUGUAUCAGUGGCAACCGAGGUAGUCAAUCGAGUAGCGACUAUGGAUCAACAUCAGCGGUGAAGGCGAAUAGAACAGCUGAUUUGGUACACAGCCACCAGAACAUGGAUCAACAACCGGAUGGAGAGCAUAGCCCCGAGUAUAGGGUGGAUUCGCCUUCCUCAAAACAAGAGUGCCUAAACGGAAUGUCCACUGUUGCAGGUGAUUAUCGCCAUCCAUCGAUAAUAAUCGAAGAGCUCGAGGAUGUUUACGACGACGACAACGAUAACGGUGCCGUUGCAGAUAGGGAAAGAAACCCAUCUACAAUCUUCCAACAGUACGAGGACAGUCAUGAUCCAGCCGGUGAUAAUUUUAUUCGUCUCUCAACACACCCUUCGCGGCUAGAAGUGAUACGAGAAGAAGAAACCAGCGAAUGCAGUGACAGUGAAUAUUCACACAUUUUACCGGCAAACGAUCACACAGUUCAACUAGCGCCUGUGAAUAAUUUAGUUGAUGAAGCAGGUGGAGACGAAAACACUGUUGCGCACGUAACAACCAAAUUCAGUCCGGCAAAUGUACUGCGCGAGUUUAUAAAACACCAUCAACGGAGAAAGCGGCGACGUGAUAUUCCGCGCCAGGGCGCUUCAACUCGAUUUCAACAAAAAGAGCAUCAGGUUGCAACAACGUGUAUGUUAGUAGACACCAAGGAGAGCGACAUGGCACCACUUGAGUACAGAAGCAUUUGCACCACGGAAACGGUCAAUAAUGAAAUGAUGCAGGCUGAAGUAAUCAAUAUCGGUUCAAACUCAAGCAGUCUGGAUGAUCUUAGCGAUUUAGACGCGGACAAUUGGGAGAAAACACCUGCACACCUUGAACUAAAACUUGUCGAUACACCCAGUUUUGAAGAAUUUAUCGAUCAUAUAGAUGCCGACGAACCAACUGAUCCGCAUAUUUGUAAGGCAAAUGACUGUACGCAAAAUCUUGCGAUUUCAGGAGAUCAGUGUUUACAGUACGACAUUCUCAACCACAGUGGAGAUUCUGCAACGCAUGCGCAGGCUAGCAAUUUUCAGCCAAACCAAAUGCGCGAGUAUGAAGACGCUAUUCUUAAUGAUUCUACGUUAAGUGGUGGCGUUCGUGAUGAUCUGUGUGAGCUUCACAAUGCUGAGAGAGCCAACCGGCAGGUCCAUAACGUAGCGAAGGAGAUGAGCGAGUAUAGAAAUACUCUAAAGAGCGGAGCAUCCGAUACAACCGUAGCAACUGAAAAUUGGUCAUCGCUCGGGGUUAGUAGCUCCUCUGUAGUAGUCGUUGAUCGUGAUCGCGCAUCGGCUGUCCUCGGUAAUAAUCACAAUGCCAUUACGGCUUUGAAGGAUCCGCCAUUCUCAGUGAUCGAUCGUGAUCGUGCAUCAAAGUUCGGCAUCGAUUCUACGGUGAAUCAUUGUGUUCGGGACGAGGAAACACCAUCGCUAAUCGAGAAAAACAUGUACCCCUCGGAGGCAGACUCUACUGUUGAAACUGUUGUGAAAAAGGAAAAUCAAACUGUUCAGACACCUACACCGCAACCCAUUCCUGCGCCGCGAGUGGUGGCAAAACCGGCAAUCCCGUUGCCUCCACCUCCGGUACACGAAAAGGCAAACGUGACUAAUCUGGGUCAACUUUCGGCCGAUUCAGCAGAAAUCAACAGAUCUGACACACCACCCCUUGCACAGUUAGUUCCGCUGACCGUAGAGGCGCUCUCGUCGAAUUCGACCGGAUCUUCUACCAUUGGGCAAAAUGCUCAAACUCAUAGUAGCGGUCAUCAUAGUAAAAGUGAUCAUGCAAAUGCUAAUCAAACUAGUACGGAAGAUUGUGUCGAUGCAGUAGCAUCACCUGAGCGGCAGACAAUUUUGAAAAGCGCUUCGUGCGAUGAUCAAAGUGUUUUAUUCAAAUUAAUACAAGACCAAGGAAGCACCGCGAGCUCAUCGGAAAGACAUCAUCAAGAAAACGCAGAAAAACUCUGCAAAGUUUCCCCGGCAAUCCAUGCCCAGAGUGGUUGCACGGUAGCUGAUUUGACACGAAACCAAGCGGCCCAUGGGAGCAACAUCGACCGUGAACCAAAAAUAGAACAGAGCGAUGUAGAUCACGGUGGACAGAAUUCAUGUGCCAGUUAUGAAGAAACUAUUGUUCGGUUGCCCUCAAAUUCACAAAAUACUAGUUAUGAAACAGUUACUAAUGGGAGUACCAAUACGACUGGAACACACAUAUUUGUAAGCCAGCAUAAAACUGUGCACAAAGAUCAAUCAAAAUUUCCAAACCGGUGUGCAGAACCGUUAGAAAUUGCAAAUGAUUCCUCCACCUCACCGCACCAACCGAAGGAAGUAAAGGUAGCCGAUAUGCGUACAGAGAUCAGUUUCUUAAAAGAUGCUGAAUUACAGGAAGAAUUUCGCAAACUGGAAAUAGAAACGGCCAGAUUUGAAAGAGAGCUGCAACAAAUCACAGUACCCUCCCAUGAGUCCAAUCCACCAAGGAAUGCUGAGCCCGGCAGAAAAUAUUUUGUCUCAAAACAGAGGGAUUUUGCUAUAGAAAGAUCUAGCGUUGCCAAUAUCAAUAAUACGAUGAUGAUAAGCACUGGGGUUGGUACUGGUUCUGACAAUCGACAAAAAGAUGACAGUCUUAAUACGAUUGAUCAACUUGAACAACAUGAUCUGCAAAGAUCAUUCAUCAAUAACCAUCGCGCAAAUAAUGCUACCGUUGCAUCCGGCCUUGGACCAAUUCCUCCACCUCCACCACCACCUAACACUUUAACUGAACCCGCAACAAAUAGCGAAGAAACGUUCACCAAAAAAGUCAAAGAUCGUGUGCGAGAAUUAAUGGCAUCGCAGGCCGCAGCUGAAGAAGCAAACCACGUCAUCAAAUUACGCGGCGGUGGAUUUGCCAGCGCACCAUCGACACCUACAGCAAGCCGGAAAAACAUCGAAGCAGAGUUUAAAGAGUUUAGAGAAAUCCGUCAACGCGAAGCGAUCGCCGACAGGCAGCACUUUGAAUCUACGACUACGCCCAACAUCAACGUUUCGACAAAACAACAACCUACUCAUACCGGUGAGUCUGCGGAACGACGGGAUCAAACUAACAGCGCAAGUAGGUCCUGGAUGUCCGUUCUAGUCCCAAUCACCGUUGGGAUAGUUGUGUGGAGUGUCGUCCGUCUCAUAUCACCCUCUUUCCGCAAAUGAUCAGCAAUGUCUUCCGUUUCAUAAUAUCCUUUUUCCACAAGCGUUCUGCAAUAUGUUUAACUUUGUGUUUGAAAUUUGUAACCUUUUUUGUGAACGGCUUUUAUAGACAUAUAACAAUCCAUUUUUUGUUGUACUUUCCAUACAUAAAAUACUCAUUAAAUUGUUUUGUGCGUGAAGACUGGUCCUUAUCAUACGAUAUAAAAAUGCUUUGUUCCCAAUGAUUCCCUAAAAACAAUGACAGAAACUGUGAAUGACUGUAAAAUAAUCACAAUAAAUAAUUAGUGCGAUUUAAAUCCUACAA